Carassius carassius (crucian carp) is the source of this 3077-nucleotide messenger RNA. Its product is annotated as dapper homolog 2-like. Gene Ontology annotation, biological process: negative regulation of nodal signaling pathway. The coding region runs from base 106 to 2637 and encodes 843 amino acids. The transcript has 4 exons. Gene Ontology annotation, cellular component: cytoplasm. The record is from RefSeq and is a predicted model, not a curated record. NCBI's taxonomy places the organism in Eukaryota, Metazoa, Chordata, Actinopteri, Cypriniformes, Cyprinidae.
CGCUUUGUUGAUUCACACUGGGGUGCACAUUGGACGAGUUCAGUCACUCAGCAGAGCACUUUAAUUCCUCGUCUCUCUGGAAAUGUCAAAACAGUACGUCUGAUAAUGUUGGGAAGAAGAGUACCUGGAUCAGGUGUGCAGAGCGCAGCUGCUGUAGGAAUGGACCGGGGGAGGACAGGAGAGAGACUGCACGCAGCGCUGGCUGGACUGCACGAGCUGCGGUUCCUGCGGGACAAACAGAGUGCCAUGGUGCACUGGGCUCUGUCCCUGAACAGAGAGGAGCCCGAGACAUCAAAACAUGAGACCGUGAGCACGGAGGAACUGAGACUGGAGGCAACACUUACUCUACUCAAACAACAGCUGACACGUCUACGCAAACAGGAUGUGGGAUUGAAGACUCAUCUCCAGCAGCUAGAUCAACAGAUAAAUGACCUGAAACUGGAUGUGUGUAAAGCAUCCACUGAACACCUAGAGAGUGACAGCAGACCCAGUUCAGGAUUCUACGAGCUCAGUGAUGGUGGUUCAGGCUCAUUGUCAAAUUCAUGCACCUCCAUCUUCAGCGAGAGUCUCUCCUCCUCAUCUCAAACCAGUCUGCUUCCUCAUCUCUCCACCUCAUAUGUGUCACAUGGCCGUAGUGGUUCCAGACAGACCGGUGUGUCCCGUCGUUGUUCUGCUGAUGAGAUCACUGCCCAGUCUGAUGCACUACGAUCAGGAGUAAGGCUCGGUAGCAGCUGUAUACGAAUGGUACCGGCUCAAGCAGAAAGAGCAAGACAAAGACCUGUUUCCACAGGGGACCUUGACCGAAUAAUUCCAACUGGUUUUGGCUCCUUCAAAUCUACUGACGUGAAGGACUCCACCCCUUGUGGUAGCCUCCAAAAUUCCCCAGUAGACCCCAAAUAUCAGAGUAACCUGGUAUCUAGCAGUGGGACAGAAGUGUACUGUUACCCCAGUCCACUGCAUGCUGUGGCCUUACAAAGCCCCCUCUUCAGUUGCACAACUGAUCAGGGAAAUCCAGUAGCAUUUGAUGUAAUUUCUAGAGUAGGUCUUGAAGAGGAAACCCAAAACCCAAAUGGAGGUUCCACAAAUUCCAGGUCUGCUGGAUACGUCAACAAGGUACUACAGAGAAGCUCGAGUAAGAUAAACCUGUUAAGCAUAAAAAGAAGUGACAUUGUUAGCAGUACACAGGAGCAAAGAGCCAGAUCCCACGAAAUGUCCUACGGACAGCUGAAUGGUCCUCAACUGCUGGGUUCCCUUCAUCAAAUAACAGUGCCCUUAGAAAAUGCACUGGAGACAGGAAAAACAUCUUCAGAUCUAAACAGCAAUCAGCAGCAGAGGAAUGCACCAGGUCUGGAGCCUAAUUCUGAAGCAAAUGAGGUCCAGACAUUGUGCCAUGGCACACACCCUGUACCUUCUAUGGAUCUCCAAAAGAAUAACCUUUGCAUAAAGAAUGCCACAAGCAAGGCUGGGACUGAGUCUGAGAAUGAACUCAAAGACAAAGGGAGUGGAUAUUUUUCCAAGGAGUCAUCUAUGGUCCCAAAGCCAGUAGAGAGGAGAUCACGUUUUACCUUAAGAAGAGAAGAGAGUAGAGCUUCUUUUGGUGAUAAGGGUGGCAACCCUCAAUCAGAGUUUGUCCAUGCACAGUUUGUUCCAGCAGGGUCUCAGAGGGUGAAAGUACGUCAAGCAGACAAGAAAACAAAAUCUGUAAAACUGAGAAAGAAGAACUCUGAGAAGCCUUCAGCAAAGAAACAUCAGCAUAAACACUUGUCUCGAGAGUUCUGCACCAAAAACCGAGCUGACUUAAAACAGUCCAGCUCAUGCAAAGAGAGAGUAACAAAUCUGGAAGAGUCCCAGAUGAACUCUUGCUCCGAUUGCAGUUGCAAUGGACUUUUCAACUCGCACUGCAAUCAGAACAACUCUCACCUUCAGCAGAGCCAAACCUCCAAGUCCACAAAGUCCCAUAAAGCCCCUGAACUUGUGAACCUUCCUCUAGACCAAGCCAAAAAGAAACAAAAUUCCCGGAAAUUGCCUUCCUCCUCUGAGAUCCGUUUUCCCCCAGCUCUCCAAACCCAGAGAUCCAAAGAGAUGUUAAACUCUCAAAAGGGGGCCAUGGUAAGGAGUGUUAGUGCCAGGCCUCACUCAGGUCAUUGGGGCUGCCCUCCACGAGCCCUUCCCCACUCACUCUCCACUUCUUCUUACUUUAGUUACUUGGAAUCUAGAUAUCCUCCAGCGCCAAUCUCCAGCCGCUACCCUCCUCCUAGCGUGUCUGAGUUUUCAGAGUACUCUGCAGAGUGUGCAUCACUCUUUCACUCUACUAUUGCAGCAAGCAGUGAUGGAGAGUUGAGCGAUUACACCACAAACCGUUUUGGAGACAGCGAGUCCAGUCAGGGCUCUCAGACAGCCUCAGACUCGGACAGUAGUCUCUCGCUGGAUGAGGAGGACCUGUUGGAGGAAGAAGAGGAAGAUGAAGGUGGUUUAGUGUGGGCUCAGGCUGCGUUGGGGUCCACGGCAGCAGGCUUUUCUCUUCAGCAGCAUCAUCGGCCAGAGCCAGCAGCCUGUCGCAUCAAAGCUUCCAGAGCUCUGAAGAAGAAGAUCCGCCGUUUUCAGCCAGCUUCACUCAAGGUUAUGACUCUGGUGUAGCUUCACUAAAGCUUAGGAUGGAUCCUGUCAAGUAAACCUUUAGCUUCACCUGAAAUUUGGGACUGGCAUGGAUCCAAGCAAACUCAUAAGAGUAUUUGGAGACUUCAAAUCCAAAAAAUGCCACAUCUUGUAAUGGUCAAACCCGAUCACUGAUCUCCACCCAACUUUACCCAGAACACGACUGUGGUAAAGGUUUCAUACAUUGACAUUGUGACUCACUCUUCAACUAUCACAAGAGAUGAUCAAUUAUUUUAUAUUUUGUGCAAAAAAAAAAAAAAAGAAUUCCCAACAACACCAACAGUUUAUGUUGAUAUGUAUAAAAACUAUAUUUUGUAAAUAAGGUCUUUGAAUAACUUUACAAAAUUAACUAUAAUCAAAACCGCUGUGUAAAUAGCACAAUGAGAACUGCUCAUUGUAGAACAAAACUACUUGAUGUAACA